AAAUUCCAACGGCACCUGAAGUGCACACUUCGUGCAUCAGACCCGACUGAUAGCUUUGUGCAAUUUCCACACCGACCCAGUCAAGUCAUGGCUGCUCUAAGGUGCUGAAAGAUGCAAAAGUCGGGGCAAGCUUGCAUUGUCCAACAGUCAGAUUCAUGGAUGUGGUGGAAGGUUUAUAAAACAGCCACCGAGCCACGACGCUGCUUAUAGCUUCGUGCUAGCCAUCGCUACCUACCCGAGCAAGUCGUCAAUGCAUGGCCACCAGGGGACCAGUGUUGACUCACCCACCCAGACUCCUGACAUGGGGAGUAAAAUUUCCUUCAGCAGAAGGAGGACCGACCAGUAUACAGUCUCUGAAUUAUCUGCUGUGACAUCGCAUCCUUGUAGUUCCUUUCAUCCACCGACAGACUGCAAAGAGGGGACCAGAGCUGCAGAAUGCAUUGAGGAGAAACAGGAUUCUGAAUGGGGGGAGGAAAUGAAAUUGGCAAAUCGAUGUAAACCUUUACCUGCAUCUCCCUCAUCAGAGACCCUGAAAUCAGACGAGACUCUGAAAUCCAAAGGACCUGUUAAUAGCAACCGCCAACCUAAUGCUGUCUCACACUUAGGGAUGGAUGCAAAGGCUCAAAUGGCACCUGCAAGUGUGUGCCACUUGAAAACAGACAAUCAUGGAUUACCCGUGGCGGGGAGAAGGACAAGAGGUCAUCCUAGAAAAAUGAAAUCCUCAAAGCUCAAGGACAAAAUGUCCACUUCUUCGGACAAAUUUGUGUCGGAUCAACACGAAGAGCUUGGCACUGCAACACGAGUGCCAACUUUCGCUAAAAGCCGCAAUGCUGAAGCUCUUUUCUCAUCUUACAAAGAGACCUCUCGAACUUGCACAGCCCCUGAUCACAAACCAGAGGAUGGGGUCUCUUUGGGGUCUAAAAGAAAAAGAGUAAGACCAACCGAAAGGCAAAUGGCAGUUUCUGAAACUUCUGAGGAUGACCUUGCCCGUCCGACACAAAAACCGAGAAGUCUUGAAGAACGACAUCUCCCAACACCGGAUGAAAACAACUGCUCUGAUGUCAUAGUGGGCCCAAAAGAAAUAGAGGUCUCUCCUCCUCCUAAAAGUGCAAAACUUCAAGCGAAUGAAAAAUCUAACUUGCAAAUUGAUCACCAAACCGCUGCUCAAGUUUGCAAACCGGAUGUUUCGCUAUCGCUGGUAAGCGGUGGCACAGGCUCUAUGGAUGGAGCAGAGAUGGGAAAACUGCAGGGUUUGGAUGGAACGCCCCUGCAAACUCUUCCUGACAAGCAAGUGGAAAGGGAUGGUCAACAUCACGUGGUGAACCUUUGCGGAAACAGAGGAGACGUGUCCCCUCGGUCUGUAGUCCGAGAGACAAUUGAACAAAAGGACGGUGACCACCAGCAGGCUCUUUCAUGUGACGACAAAGUUUGCCCGUCACCACACUCUGUAGACCGACCAGAAGGAGUCGAAGGUGUCAUGCCCCACGUGUCCAAGCAAGUAGCUCAACACACCGACUGUAAUAAUUCGCCCAAAAUGCAACCAGGCGACGGUAAAAGUCUCAAGGAGUCAGAGUGUCAGAGCAAUUGCGACAAUUCAAAGAAUGCUUUCCCUCCUCCGAUGACACGGCCAAGUGACAAUGAUACUGCAGCGUCCUCUGACCAGCCCCCGAAAUCUGUUGAGAUCCCCUCCAUUGUCAAAGUUGAAAACACAGAGGCAGCGCUGGAUCAUUUAGAUCCCUCUAUCAAGUCAAACACUCAUAGCACGUAUCAGCAGAGUGCCAAAUUGGCCGGCUGUUCUGCGGGUCAGCACUUCCAACAUACCACUUUAAGACGCAAAAGAGGCCGCAAGAGAAGACGGCGAGUACCCGUUUUGUUACGUCAUGACGGUAGAGGUGAAAUUCAGUACAAAACAGACUGCCCUGAUACAAACACUGUGGCUGACCAAAACAUUAUCUACAUCCGAAAAGGGUCAAAAACCCUGCUGAAAUGUGCCGUCUGCAGCCGUACAUAUAAAUUUAUGUCUCAGUACGUUAUCCAUCAACGCGUUCACACGGGAGAGCGGCCCUUUGAAUGCCCCGAAUGCAAAAGAGGUUUCAGCAAGAAAUCCAACUUGAAUCUCCAUCUUAAGACACACGUAAAGAAUACCUCAAGUCAAGAAAGUCCAGAUUGCAAAAUGUUCUCCGAUAAGACGUAUUUUAGCCACACGGCGAUCCACGCUAAAGGCCCAGACCGAGAAGAUUGCAAGUUAAGCGCGGACGAUACCUCUGGAGAAGAAACUCGAGAGAGAGCUUUGGCCCCUGGAAAGAGCGAAAGCAAAGUGUGCCAGUAUUGCGGGAAGUCGUUCAAAUUUCAAUCGGCCCUCAUAAGACACGAGCGUGUCCACACGGGGGAGAAGCCUUACAAAUGUGGUAUUUGCGGCAAAGCCUUUGGCCAGUCAUAUUUCCUCCGCGUGCACGAGCUGACGCAUUGGUCGGUGAAGCGUUACAAUUGUACGGGCUGUAAAAAGUCUUUCAGUCAUUAUAGCAACGCAAGAAAUCAUACGUGCAGACCUCCGGAAAGCAUCGAGCCCAGCCGACAGUUAGCAAAACCUUCCCUGACGUACACGUGUCACAUUUGCAAGAAUGUCUUGGACAACCUGCAGAAGUUCAACAAGCACAUGAGAGCUCACAUUGGUACAAAGCUGUAUCGCUGUUUGUAUUGUGACAAGCUGUUUGGCGGGCUAUCCGAGUUUCACGCCCAUUGCGGUUUGUGCCAAGGAGAACAAAAAGCCUCCUGCGUUGGGGUCAAGGAGGAAGAGAGAAUGUCGGUCGUCGAGUACACUGUGUCUGCGCAUAGGAUUUCGUCGGAACAGAAAUUAAACCCCUCGCCCACAAACGGCAAAAGUGAAAACCACAAAAGACCACCGUCGCAGAUGACCUGCAAUAACGGCGACCCGAUCAAACGGACAGCGACACGGGCUCGUCUUCUUUCGCAUUUUGUGUCAAAAUUGAACAAACUAGACAACCGAUCGGACCCCAGGAGUUAUUUAUGCCCCAGUUGCGGUCGCCUGUUCAGGCACAUAGGAAGACUCCGGGCCCACAUGCUGACUCACGCUCCGCAUCAGAGUUACACCUGCUCCUGUUGCGGGAAGACUCUUCCAAACUGGACCAAACUGUGGCGUCAUCAAAGAGUCCACCGGCAACGUCGCGGUCGCUUCACGUGCGCGUUAUGUGGCAAAGGAUUCCGUUUUGUCGAGUCCUACAAAAAUCAUAUGAGCGAGCACCCGGGCUUCCGUUGGAUUCACUCAAAGCCGAAGACCGUGUUCCUGCCUUACAAUUGUGAUCAGUGCACAAGUCGUUUUAAGACUCUUGAUUUGUUGUUCAGUCACCAACUUUGUCAUUUCUCGACACAGGUCAUACGCCUCGGCCCCGUUUUGGAUCAGUCCUUGUAUGAUCAUUCUGUACAGUCGACGAGCAUGUUAAAUCCGGUGACAAACCGCCAAGCGGUAACGCUCUCGUUUGAAUCGGGAAACAACACCCUUGCGUCAUCAGUCCCAAAAGGCAGUGCUCUUUUGGCUUCCCAAAAUCAAGACUUGCCCCCAAAGGACUCCCCCUUUCUGACUUGGACUUCGUCUGACCAAAAGCAGGAUUUUGGCUUGGAUAAAAAUGUCCAAAGUGCAAGAACCACGAACAUGCGCGAGAAACCACCCAGGCGCCCCAGAAACGAUCGGGAUGUGCUAAAAAAGCAAAAAGAACCUCCGAGAACUGCAAACAAAUAUUCAUCUCCCCAAAAGGGGUCUUCACAAGGACUUAUUUGUGCCAUGUGUGGUCAUGAAUAUGCUGUCCUCUCAGAUCUUUAUCAUCAUUAUUUGCAACAUGCGCGAGGGCAAGUGUAAUAACCUAAUAUUGUCAUAUAAUAGCCACCACGAGCAUAUCCACUUAGCAUUACAUUCUAUUACCAGAAAACAUUUUUGCAUUACAGUACUGUACACCAAAUGUAUAUAUAUUUGAUUAAUGAUGUUCAAAGAUAAUGCACUAUGGAGCGUAACCGUUUUUGCUCAUAAUUGUCAGUUACCCAUUAAAAAGUCACUAGCCUUUGUCACCUUGUA
Hippocampus zosterae (dwarf seahorse) is the source of this 4087-nucleotide messenger RNA. RefSeq lists its product as uncharacterized. NCBI's taxonomy places the organism in Eukaryota, Metazoa, Chordata, Actinopteri, Syngnathiformes, Syngnathidae. Gene Ontology annotation, biological process: regulation of transcription by RNA polymerase II. The coding region runs from base 251 to 3874 and encodes 1207 amino acids. Gene Ontology annotation, molecular function: RNA polymerase II cis-regulatory region sequence-specific DNA binding; DNA-binding transcription factor activity. The record is from RefSeq and is a predicted model, not a curated record. The transcript is spliced from 3 exons.